This is a messenger RNA of Babesia bovis T2Bo, 819 nucleotides long. Its product is annotated as SmORF protein. The coding region runs from base 23 to 724 and encodes 233 amino acids. The transcript has a single exon. NCBI's taxonomy places the organism in Eukaryota, Apicomplexa, Aconoidasida, Piroplasmida, Babesiidae. The record is from RefSeq and is a predicted model, not a curated record.
AAUCUCUACUAAUAUUAACAAGAUGGUAGCCUUCAACAUGUUAUGGAAGCUAUCUAUAUUGGUAGCCUUUGGGCUCUCUGCUACGGCCACUUCUACUGAGGUAGCCCAGGAGCAACCCACGCAAGAAGGAUUAGACAUCGGAAUCCCUGGUAAGGAAUACGAACAGGCCACUGAACUUGUAAAAGUACCGGAGCAAGAUAAUACCGACAGUGAAAAGGAGAUUGCGACAGAUGAACCACCCAAGUACUCUGUUGAAUGGUAUCUGUUACCUGAGCCGGAAAAUAGAGCCGCUUUACGUAGUUUUUUGCCAUGGUCUUUGUCUAUUUCUGUGCCAACGAACUGCAAAAAGCCCAUAUCGACUGCAUUAAUGAACCAAAUUCGGUGGUAUUUUUCAAGGCGUGACCUUCAAUGGUUUUUGUUACCCAAACAAGAAAACAGAACUGCCCUACGUAAGUUGUUACCAAUCGACGUGGCUGCAGUAAUUCCAGAAGAUUGCCGUAAGGCAAUACCGGGCGUAUAUGAAAGCUAUAUUUGGACGUAUUUCUCAUUGUCUGCCGUUGAAUGGCUUCUGGAAUCCAAGCCGGAAAAUAGAUCUCUUCUAAUUAAGUCGUUACCAAGCGAUCUGGCCAAAGGUGUUCCCGAAGAUGUCAACAAACCAAUAGAUCCUGCAGUGGAAGAACGUAUUAGGGAGUAUUUCGCAUUUACUGUGCCAGAUUUGAGGUGAAGGUGUCUACCAUGAUAUUUUUUCGCAUUUGUAAAUGAUCCAUUAUGGUGUAUUUAAAUGAAAACGCAGUUAUCAUAAUAUCAGUCUAUAGACUA